Lentinula edodes (shiitake mushroom) is the source of this 966-nucleotide messenger RNA. Its product is annotated as kinase-like domain-containing protein. The record is from RefSeq and is a predicted model, not a curated record. The coding region runs from base 1 to 966 and encodes 321 amino acids. Lineage: Eukaryota; Fungi; Basidiomycota; Agaricomycetes; Agaricales; Omphalotaceae. The transcript is spliced from 4 exons. Gene Ontology annotation, biological process: protein phosphorylation. Gene Ontology annotation, molecular function: ATP binding; protein kinase activity.
AUGGGAAAUGGAGGAAGUGUGAUGAAGGUCGAACAUAUCCCAACAGGACUUAUAAUGGCAAAGAAGAUCGUUCUUAUUGAUGCCAAACCCACAGUCCGAAAACAAAUCUUGCGCGAAAUUCAUAUCACACAUUCGUGUAACUCGCCCUACAUUGUCUCAUCAUUUGGAGCGUACAUUCUGGAUCCAAAUAUCUGUAUCUGCAUGGAAUUCAUGGACAAAGGCAGCUUUGAUGGAAUCUACAAACGAUCAGGUGCGAUACCCAUCGAUGUUGUCGGUAUGGUCGCAGCGAGCGUUUUGGAGGGACUGGUGUAUCUUUACGACGUUCAUCAUAUCAUUCACCGCGAUAUAAAACCAUCGAACAUUCUUCUCAACUCCUUGGGGGAGAUUAAGCUCUGCGAUUUCGGUGUCUCUGGAGAGCUCAUCAAUUCUAUAGCGAACACUUUUGUUGGAACUUCUGUGUACAUGAGUCCGGAGCGAAUACAAGGUGCCGAGUACUCUGUCGAGUCCGAUAUCUGGUCAUUGGGUAUUACAUUGAUUGAGCUUGCACACGGACGCUUUCCGUUCUAUCUGGAUUAUGCAGACCAGGAGCUUUCGGCACAACCCAGAUUUGGCUCGCCAAGAGAACCAAUGCAACGGGAUAUGCUAGAUAUGCUUGCUCCGCCGAUGUCUCCCGCAUCUCGCCGACGCAGUCGACGUAGAAGCAAAGGUGUCUCUCUCCAGGGAGGGGUUCAAGAACUGAGCAUUCUGGAACUGCUACAGCAGAUCGUUAUGGAGCCCCCUCCGAGAUUGAUAUCGUCGGAGAAGGAUGGAGGCAAGUUUCCGAAAGCAGCAGAUAUGUUUGUGAAUGCUUGUUUGAUUAAGGAACAACGAGACCGAAAGCCGCCUGCGGAAUUGUUGAAAUACGAGUGGAUAGAGCAAACGCUGACUUCAGGUCUGCAGAUGAAGAAGUGGGCGGAGUCCGUGUAG